Messenger RNA from Danaus chrysippus (African queen), 657 nucleotides. The record is from the annotation of a GenBank genome assembly. NCBI's taxonomy places the organism in Eukaryota, Metazoa, Arthropoda, Insecta, Lepidoptera, Nymphalidae.
AUGUUAUACUCUUUAUUUCAAUGUUAUAACGCCCAAAAAGUACCAUCGAUUGAACCUACCAAUUGGACUACUUGUGAUGAAUUUCUGAACGGCACCAGCAGUUUUAAUGUCAGCAGCCUCUUCGAUAUAGACUGGAAAAUUUUCUACUUCUGGAACACAAUCGACGAUGAAUCUUACACAGUGAGAUUCUCGCCAGCUACUCCUGUGUUAGUGGACCGUUUUAAAGCCGAGCUAAGGGGCGCAAACGAAUCCAUAGAUUGGGAUGACGCUGUCAUGUUUAUGGAAACUGGGAUAGACUUCAGCGCUCUCUAUUUAAAGACAACAGUGCCUGGAAAAUUCAGACUUAUAUCCACACUGAUAUUUCAAACUGAGAACAUAGACAUUUUAAUAUUUGGGUUGAAGUUGGUACCUCCGGGAUAUUUGGGAAUAAUGAAUUGUAAAUAUCGUUUGUGCUACGCCCUGGCUCCUGUUGACAAGAUGCCCGCAGAUAAGAAUAUUUUACCAUCAGCAAUGACGAUGGGUUUCCGUGGAGAUAGUAAUUAUUCGUACUUGAUGAAAUAUGACCUCCAUCGCAUGGCACAAUACAAUGAGGACGAUGCUGACGACGAUGAACAGAUGGAAGUGGAUGCAGCCCUGAAUAUUGAGGAAGACGAUUAA